CAAAGAGGAAAACAUGGCGGAAAACAAAGGCGGCGGCGAGGUUGAGAGCGGCGGCGGGGGCAGUGGCAGCGCGCCGGUAACUGCCGGGGCCGCCGGGCCCGCGGCGCUGGAGGCGGAGCCGCCUCUUGCCGCGGUGCUUGUGGAGGAGGAGGAGGAGGAAGGCGGCAAGGCCGGGGCGGAGAGCGGCGCGGCUGGGCCCGACGACGGGGGGGUGGCCGCGGCCUCCUCGGGCUCGGCCCCGGCUGCCUCAGCCCCUGCGGCCUCAGCGGGCCCCGGAGUUCCCGGGGGGGCGGUGUCGACGCCGGCCCCAGCUCCAGCCUCUGCUCCCGCUCCGGGUCCCUCGGCUGGGCCGCCGCCUGGACCGCCAGCCUCGCUCCUGGACACCUGCGCCGUGUGUCAGCAGAGCCUGCAGAGCCGGCGUGAGGCGGAGCCCAAGCUGCUGCCCUGUCUUCACUCCUUCUGCCUGCGUUGCCUGCCCGAGCCGGAGCGCCAGCUCAGCGUGCCCAUCCCGGGGGGCAGCAACGGCGACAUCCAGCAAGUUGGUGUAAUACGGUGCCCAGUAUGCCGCCAAGAAUGCAGACAAAUAGACCUUGUGGAUAAUUAUUUUGUGAAAGAUACAUCUGAAGCUCCUAGCAGUUCUGAUGAGAAAUCAGAACAGGUAUGUACUAGUUGUGAAGAUAAUGCCAGUGCAGUUGGCUUUUGUGUAGAAUGUGGAGAGUGGCUAUGUAAGACGUGUAUAGAAGCACAUCAGAGAGUAAAAUUCACUAAAGAUCACCUGAUCAGGAAAAAAGAAGAUGUUUCAGAGUCUGUUGGAACAUCUGGUCAGCGCCCUGUUUUCUGCCCUGUACACAAACAAGAACAGUUGAAACUAUUCUGUGAAACAUGUGAUAGACUGACAUGUAGAGACUGCCAGCUAUUGGAACACAAAGAACAUAGGUAUCAGUUUUUGGAAGAAGCUUUUCAAAAUCAGAAAGGUGCAAUUGAGAAUCUACUGGCUAAGCUUCUUGAAAAGAAGAAUUAUGUUCAUUUUGCAGCCACUCAGGUGCAGAAUAGGAUAAAAGAAGUUAAUGAGACUAACAAACGAGUAGAACAGGAAAUUAAAGUGGCCAUUUUCACCCUUAUCAAUGAAAUUAAUAAGAAGGGAAAAUCUCUCUUACAGCAGCUAGAGAAUGUUACAAAAGAAAGACAGAUGAAGUUAAUACAGCAGCAGAAUGACAUCACAGGCCUUUCCCGGCAGGUGAAGCAUGUUAUGAACUUUACAAACUGGGCAAUUGCAAGUGGAAGCAGUACGGCACUACUGUACAGCAAGAGACUGAUUACUUUUCAGUUGCGUCAUAUCUUGAAAGCACGGUGUGAUCCUGUCCCUGCUGCUAACGGAGCAAUACGUUUCCAUUGUGAUCCCACCUUCUGGGCAAAGAAUGUAGUUAAUUUAGGUAAUCUAGUAAUAGAGAGUAAACCAGCUCCUGGUUAUACUCCUAAUGUUGUAGUUGGGCAAGUUCCUCCAGGGACAAACCACAUUAGUAAAACUCCUGGACAGAUUAACUUAGCACAGCUUCGACUCCAGCACAUGCAGCAACAAGUAUAUGCACAGAAACAUCAGCAGCUGCAACAGAUGAGGAUGCAGCAACCACCAGCACCUGUACCAACAACCACAGCAACAACCCAGCAGCAUCCCAGGCAAGCAGCCCCUCAGAUGUUACAACAACAGCCUCCAAGAUUGAUCAGUGUACAGACAAUGCAAAGAGGCAAUAUAAACUGUGGAGCUUUCCAGGCCCAUCAGAUGAGAAUGGCUCAGAAUGCUGCCCGAAUACCAGGGAUACCCAGACACAGUGGCCCUCAAUAUUCCAUGAUGCAGCCGCACCUCCAAAGACAACACUCAAAUCCAGGGCAUGCUGGACCCUUUCCUGUUGUAUCAGUGCACAACACCACAAUCAACCCAACCAGCCCUACUAUAGCUACCAUGGCAAACGCAAACCGAGGUCCCACCAGCCCAUCUGUUACAGCAAUAGAGCUUAUCCCCUCAGUUACCAAUCCAGAAAACCUUCCGUCACUGCCAGAUAUUCCGCCCAUACAGUUGGAAGACGCUGGUUCAAGUAGUUUAGAUAAUCUACUAAGCAGAUAUAUCUCAGGCAGCCACUUACCCCCACAGCCUACAAGCACCAUGAAUCCUUCCCCAGGACCCUCUGCCCUGUCUCCCGGAUCAUCAGGUUUAUCUAAUUCUCACACACCUGUGAGACCCCCUAGUACCUCUAGUACUGGCAGUCGAGGCAGAAAUCAUGGUCAUGUUAGAGAGGAAAUGGUGUUUGGAGACAAUCUUCUGGGGCACUCAUUGCUGCUGAAUCAGUCAUUGUUUCUAGGCUUUUUUGGAGCUAAGAAAGAGGGCUGUGGGUCAUCAGGGAGAACUGCCGAGAAGACAAGUCUUAGUUUCAAAUCUGAUCAAGUGAAGGUCAAGCAAGAACCUGGGACUGAGGACGAAAUAUGUAGCUUUUCAGGAGCUGUGAAACAAGAAAAGACAGAGGAUGGCAGGAGGAGUGCCUGCAUGUUGAGCAGUCCCGAGAGUAGCUUGACACCACCUCUCUCAACCAACCUGCAUCUAGAGAGUGAGUUGGAUGCAUUAGCAAGCUUGGAAAACCAUGUGAAAACUGAACCUACGGAUAUGAGUGAAAGCUGCAAACAGUCAGGGCUCAGCAGCCUUGUUAAUGGAAAAUCCCCAGUUCGAAGCCUCAUGCACAGGUCGGCAAGGAUUGGAGGAGAUGGCAGCAACAAAGAUGAUGACCCAAAUGAAGACUGGUGUGCUGUCUGCCAAAAUGGAGGGGAUCUCUUGUGCUGCGAAAAAUGUCCAAAGGUCUUUCAUCUAACUUGUCAUGUUCCAACACUUCUUAGCUUUCCAAGUGGGGACUGGAUAUGCACAUUUUGCAGAGAUAUUGGGAAACCAGAAGUUGAAUAUGAUUGUGAUAAUUUACAACAUAGUAAGAAGGGGAAAACUGCACAGGGGUUAAGCCCCGUGGACCAAAGGAAAUGUGAACGUCUUCUGCUUUACCUCUAUUGCCAUGAAUUAAGUAUCGAAUUCCAGGAACCAGUUCCUGCUUCGAUACCAAACUACUAUAAAAUUAUAAAGAAACCAAUGGAUUUAUCCACCGUGAAAAAGAAGCUUCAGAAAAAACAUUCCCAACACUACCAAAUCCCAGAUGACUUUGUGGCUGAUGUCCGUUUGAUCUUCAAGAACUGUGAAAGGUUUAAUGAAAUGAUGAAAGUUGUUCAAGUUUAUGCAGAAACACAAGAGAUUAAUUUGAAGGCUGAUUCAGAAGUAGCUCAGGCAGGGAAAGCAGUUGCAUUGUACUUUGAAGAUAAACUCACAGAGAUCUACUCAGACAGGACCUUCGCACCUUUGCCAGAGUUUGAUCAGGAAGAGGAUGAUGGCGAGGUAACUGAGGACUCUGAUGAAGACUUUAUACAGCCCCGCAGAAAACGCCUAAAGUCAGAUGAGAGACCAGUACAUAUAAAGUAAAAUGACAUGGACUUAAAUCACUUGUUUAGCAAAAAAGAAGAGAAGGAAAAAAACAAACAAAAAAACGUUUAUUUAAGUGUUGCUACCGUGGCCACCUUCUUGAAGCCGAUAGCUUUUACACAGUAUUAGAUUGAAAUAAUGGACAGAAAACACAUUCUUGUCAAAAAAGGGGGAAAGAACUUAAUUUGCAACUUUAAAAGUAAAAUCAAAAGGCAAAAGUGAAAUGAUACGAAGAUUUUUGUUACUAAAGAGGGUGGUUCUCUGGUUGUUAGAGACGAACAAAUGUUGAUGAUCAUGUGGUAUCGGAUGGUGCAGGAUACUGGUGUACUAGUAAAUACUUGAAGGUCAUGUCCCUGGAUAAAUUGUCUCUUUGGACUAGAGUGCAGUUAUUAAACAACUUUUACGCCUCCCCCACAACACACAGACAUACUGGGUUGUUUUCUACUUAAAAGUAGCUCAGAUUCCACUUCAAUGUCAAUUCAGAUGUUCACUGAAUCAUGCCAUCACUUUUUUUUUUCAUUUUGAUGCUGUUGGGCUUUAGUUUUUAUAUUGGUUUAAAGAGCUCAACAGUAGUUUCAUUUUCGAGUCAUACUUAGGGUCUAGGAAACAUCAUUGAUCAUCAUUUAAUCAACUUUAAUUGUUGAACUUAAGAGCAAGGUGUGGUUGAAAUAAAUAUAACUUUUCAGUAGUGGAUCAUGUACAUUUAUAGUAGUCAUUUCCAGAAAACUUUUCCACACAAGGACACUUCCCAGUCAAAUCAUCUGAUCAUACAGUUAUUCCCAUGAAAGACAGAAUGUUUGUUUUAAAAUUAAUCUAGUUUUCUGUACAUUUAAAUUUGCUUGAGAAGGCAACAACUGGCUUCUAUCCAGCCUUCCUUCAUAUCCGUGUUCUGAUAGACCACUAUUGGCAAACAAUAAUCUGUCAGCUACCAAAUGUGUAAAAUUUUCUGUAUUUCACUUUGUCUUAUUUGUAAAUAGUGAACUAAAACUUCUGGCAGAUCAGCAACAUUUGCUGAGGCUGUUUUUUAAGCUAAUGUGUAUUCUUACUAAUGUUCCUAUCAAGAAUGGAUUUGUAAUAUAUGCUGUCUAUUUCUAAUGUUCACGUUCAUAUUUUGAGGUUCUAUCUUAUUUUAAUAGAGAACAGACUUCUCAAAUAAAAUCUUCAGAAGCAGCUUAUUGAAAUAUCAGAAUAUUGAAAUAAACCCGGUGGGGUUAGAUUACUCAUCCGUCCACAAAGUGGGACAUUUGCAUGGACUGGGGGCCUAAAGGACUUAGAAGAGACCUGUAAGUAAAUCCUGAAAAUGAGCCGAUCCCCACUUGAAUGGUCACUGGAGUAAACCCACCUCUGCUACCCUGAUUACAGCACCUGAGGCAGACAAACGAACUUGGCUCUGGUUCAUUUUUCUUCUCUUCAUUUGUGAUGCUCAGAUCCCAAAAUGUGCAUUCUAGACUGUGUACAGGCUUCUCUUUUGUUGGAUUAAAAAUUUUAGUCCUACUUUUGUAUGGACACAUUAGAAUAUAAAGUGACCAAAAUAGAAGAAUUUGCCAUUAGAUAUUUUUCAGAUGUCAACAUAUUGUGGCAAAUCAUUUGCCUUUUUAAAAAUUCAGCUUAAGCAGUUCAGACAGUAGACUAUUCAGAAAAGAAAAUUAUUUGACAUAAUUGUUUAAGAGGUAAAUAUUUUUUAGUGCAUAUUAAAUCAAUAAAGUGCUCUAAAGAAAUUAUUAUACAAAUUCCUUUGGGUUGUUUUUCUUUUCUUAACAAGGGGCGGGGGUAAAGAAGACUAUGAUUCCAGCCUUCUGAUAAUGUAUUUAAACCGUAUUGCUUUUAUUGUUGCCUUUGACUUACUUUAUUCCCUGGCUUACUUUUAGCUCCUCUUUCAGUUUUUGUUAUAAAAAUAUACACACACAUAUAUAUACACGUAUAUAAAAACUUCAAAAAAUACACCAAGCUGUUCUAUCAUUUUACGCAAAUUUCAAAGUCCUAAGAAGAGUUUUCUUAUGAAAGGGGGAAAAUCAUUCAAAAAUGUUUUUUUUCCUAUGCCUUUAUCCCUCUUUCUCAUACAUUUUUUUUUUUAAGUUUAAAAGUAGACAUUUAUGAGGGGCACAUUUUUGGAAAACCUUCUAAAGUAAUGAAUAGGAGUAUAGCUUCCUUUUGUCAAACCUUUGAGUCCUAGUAUUUUGUACUUGCUCUUUACAAGAAUCCUUUUCAUGAUUCUUGAUGAUAACUCAUGAAUAGGUUCUGCCAUUUGGGGGGAGAAACAGAUUUUAAGUAAAUAUUUAUUAGGAUUUAGGGCCUCAAAAGAUAAUGUGUUCCCUUAAAAACAUUUCCAUGUUAGAUGGAGUUUUGUUUUUUGUUUGUUUCUUUUAAUUUAAGAUUGGUUCUUCAAACGCCACUUUAUUGUCAGCAUUUAGCAGGCUCCAUUUCUGAUACCAGAUGAUAUUUUAUACUGCUGAGGAAUUAGUAUUAAACUGAUAGCUAUCAACAAACCACCAUUAAAUGCAAGUGUUCACUUUAGAUUUUAUUGAAGCUUUUUUCUUGCACACUGAUCGCUGUGUUUCUAAGCUGAUUUUGUUCAGCUCUGUCUGAUACAGACUGUGGCAAAAAGUGCAAAAGCUUAAUUGAUAUCCUGAUAUCUUAUAGGUGUUCGUAUUAAUUUAUGCUUUAAAAAGACUAACAUUGACUAUCCGUCAAUACCUGAAGGCAGUUUGUUUUGAUACUCUUUUACAUUUGUAUUCUUUGUUAAAAAGGCAGUAUUUUAGUCUUCGGGGGCGGGGAAAGUCUGAUGUUUUUUUAAAAGCUUCCUAAAUUUUUGCCACACUUCAGUUUCCUUCUUCCAUCAGAAAACUAAGAACAAAAUGUUCCUUGAUCUGUUCUGCCGGCCUAAAUUUGUGUUUCUCAGCAUUUGGCUUGGAAACAUCUAACCACUACUACAGAGAAAGGAUUUAAGUUAUUGAGUCCACUGUUAAAAUUGUUAUUAUUUUGGAAUUAACAAGAUACUUUCUGACUUCCAUUUCUUAUGCAAGGGAAUUUAAUUUUUGAAAUCGGUUAAGUCUCACCUUUUGUUCUAACAGAUCUUGAGAUUUUUUUCGUUAAUCCAAAGAAAUAAUGCCUUUAAAUAGAACAUAAAAGUUUAUAGUGUGCAAAUUGUAGAUUUAUCAAUUACCUCAGCAGGUAUCCUGCCACGUAAUUAUUAGUGAAUAGUGUUAAUAAGCUAGUAGAUUCAGGUUUUCUGACUAUGCCCUUGGAUUGUGGCCUACCAUACAUUAUUGAAGGGUCACUUACCAUCCAAAAAGGGGGUGGAUGCUGUGUCUCCCUCUCCCUCGGCCUUUAAAUCCCUUACCUACCCCCACUCUCACACAACAUGUGAAGUAAAAAAAAUCCUGUUUCUUAUUGAAGUCAGCCUUGCUUAUUUGCAUACUCAGCAUUGGAUCAGUCAGUAGUUUUAUAAAAAUCUACCCACCCUACCACCCUUACUUAAAACAAUCAAAUUCUUAAUUCAUAUCAUGAAUUCUUAAUACAUACCGUAUACGUUAAUGAUCUGCUGAAGGUGAGAUACAGCAACAAGAUAUUUGAGGUGCAUCACAGUUUGAUCAUGUACUGGACUUGGAUUUUUUCUUUUAUUAUCUCCUCCUUGAAAAAGCAAUAACACUGCUUUAAGUUUGUUGCCUAAUAACAUGUCAUAAUCCUCCCCUUGAUGGUGAUUUUGUAGGAAAGUUUGUAUGCAUAUCACCCAGUCUAUCUUUUAAAAAUUAAGAAAUUAAAAUGUAUGCUGGAGCUAAUGACAAUAUAUUGUGGCAUUUUAUUUUACAAAUUGGGGAAAGUUGCAUAUUUUUUUAAAAGUAGGUGUUUGAGUAAAAAAAAAAAAAAUUGAAGGUACUUUUUUAAGAAAAAAAUUUAUAUGCCACAGUUUACAUAGACAUUUCAGAUUUCAACAUGUACUCUUGGAUAUAAUGGUCUCUUUUACUUGGUCAAAAUGCAUGUAUAGCAUUUCUUCCAUUUAGUUUCUUGUGUUUGCCUAUGUGGUCCUUUAUAUAUUUUUUAUUGUAUCUGAAAAACAAAAUCAUCUUCAAAAAUAGGUUAAUUUGGAUUUAUUUGUCAUGUUGAACUACAAAAAUGUACAAAAUUAAGUUUAGCCCUUUUUUAACAAGUGAUCUUUAAAAUUAAAGAUGCUGUUCUUUUAAAUUCACCAAAUUUGUAUAUGGGAAGGGACUGAAAUGAUUUUGUAAGUGCCACUGCAAUACUCCCUUUCAAAUGUGGCCUGAAUUUCAAUUUUAAGAAGGAAAUGCAUGUCUGCUCCUGUUCUGAAGAAUAGUAGGCAUUUACUAUGUUUAAAAACACAGUGAAACAUGUAUAUAAGCUUAUAAAAAAAAAAAAAAAGAUUUGUGCAA
Molecule: messenger RNA, 7896 nt
Organism: Loxodonta africana (African savanna elephant)
Lineage: Eukaryota; Metazoa; Chordata; Mammalia; Proboscidea; Elephantidae
Gene: TRIM33
Product: tripartite motif containing 33
Exons: 21
Coding region: 14-3508 (1164 amino acids)
Cellular component (GO): chromatin
Molecular function (GO): protein binding; zinc ion binding
Source: RefSeq, a predicted model, not a curated record